GGGAUUGAAAACUGGCAACCAUUUGAGCACCGGUAGGUCCAGCCCAGCCCAGCGAGGAGAAGAUGGAGCUACCAGGGCACUGUGUCUAAUUACGAUGUGAUCUCGCAGAUGGAACGAGGGGAAGAGCCGUCGGUCCGGGAAAGGGAGAACCGAAGAAACACCUGUACAGCAGGUCAGGGGACGGUGAGUGAGAAUAAGAAGGAGAGUCCUCAGCAGGGAGAUCCUGAGCAAGUGGAAUUUCAUGGGACGUUACUGGGAAGAUCCAAAGAGAAGGGAAAUUUCUGCUCUCUUGAGCAGGGCAAAGCUUCUGAGAGUCCAGGUAGGUCCAAAAGGGAGCAAAGAAACCCUCCGGCAAAGAGACUGGGGAAAUCCAUCCCACUUGGGGGAGGUGACCUCAAUGACCUCACAAUCCUGCAGAGACUCCACCCAGGAGAGGGAAAGAAGACGUGUCCAGACUGUGGGAAAAGCUUCUGUGGGCGCUUAGGUCUUACUAGACAUCAGAGAAUCCACUUGGGCAAGAAGCCCUACAGGUGUCCUUUGUGCGGGAAAGCCUUCAGCCGGAGCUCGCAGCUCGUCACCCACCAGAGAACCCACACGGGAGAGAAGCCCUACCAAUGCCCCGAAUGCGGGAAAGCCUGCAGCCGGAGCUCGCAGCUCGUCACCCACCAGAGAACCCACACGGGAAGCCAGUGCGGGAAGGGCUUCAGCCAGAGCUCCAACCUGGCCACGCACCAGAGAGUGCACACGGGGGAGCGGCCCUACCGGUGCUCCCAGUGCGGGAAGGGCUUCACGCAAAGCUCGCACUUCACCGCCCACCAGCGGCUGCACAUGGGCGAGAGGCCCUACCGCUGUGCCGAGUGCGGGAAGAGCGACACAAACUGCUCCGCCCUCAUCAAACACCAGAGGAACCACACGGGGGAGCGGCCCUACAGAUGCCCCGAGUGCAGGAAGGGCUUCAGUCAGAGCUCCGCCCUGCUUGCCCACCAGCGGAUCCACACGGGAGAGAGGCCCUACAAGUGUCCUGAGUGUGGAAAGGGCUUUUAUGCGUGCUCCCCACUUAUUGCACACCGGAGAACCCACACUGGCGAGACGCCCUACACGUGUCCGGAGUGUGGGAAAGGGUUCCGCAAGAAAACCAGCCUGAAUGUGCAUCAGAGAGACCACCCGGCAGAGGAACAAUGCCCUGACCAGGGCUGUCCCCAGUGAACGGCAUCCAUGGCCAUUCCCACAACACAUGGGGGUAUUUGGCUUCUCAGCACCAUCUGUCUGCAUAUCUGUUGGGUCAACUGACUUCGGGAGCCACCCCUAAGAUGACUGGUGGUGAUCCUCUAGCAAGUCCUAGGCAGAGGAGAAGAAGCCCGCAUCAUCUCUUAUUUAACUGGUGCAUCCCCAGCUGCAAAGCUGCCAAUUGGAGGAUUGAGCCAAAAGAAAUCUGAUGAGGUUCAAUAAGGAUAAGUGCAGGGUCCUGCACUUAGGACGGAAGAACCCAAUGCACAGCUACAGACUAGGGACCGAAUGGCUAGGCAGCAGUUCUGCGGAAAAGGACCUAGGGGUGACAGUGGACGAGAAGCUGGAUAUGAGUCAGCAGUGUGCCCUUGUUGCCAAGAAGGCCAAUGGCAUUUUGGGAUGUAUAAGUAGGGGCAUAGCGAGCAGAUCGAGGGACGUGAUCGUUCCCCUCUAUUCGACAUUGGUGAGGCCUCAUCUGGAGUACUGUGUCCAGUUUUGGGCCCCACACUUCAAGAAGGAUGUGGAUAAAUUGGAGAGAGUCCAGCGAAGGGCAACAAAAAUGAUUAGGGGUCUGGAACACAUGACUUAUGAGGAGAGGCUGAGGGAGCUGGGAUUGUUUAGCCUGCAGAAGAGAAGAAUGAGGGGGGAUUUGAUAGCUGCUUUCAACUACCUGAAAGGGGGUUCCAAAGAGGAUGGCUCUAGACUGUUCUCAAUGGUAGCAGAUGACAGAACGAGGAGUAAUGGUCUCAAGUUGCCGUGGGGGAGGUUUAGAUUGGAUAUUAGGAAAAACUUUUUCACUAAGAGGGUGGUGAAACACUGGAAUGCGUUACCUAGGGAGGUGGUAGAAUCUCCUUCCUUAGAGGUUUUUAAGGCCAGGCUUGACAAAGCCCUGGCUGGGAUGAUUUAACUGGGAAUUGGUCCUGCUUUGAGCAGGGGGUUGGACUAGAUGACCUUCUGGGGUCCCUUCCAACCCUUAUAUUCUAUGAUUCUAUGAUUCUAAGCCCUCUGUCUCUUGUCAACAUGGGAGGAGAGAGGAAAAUCCCUCCAGGAGCUCCUUUUUCCUCAGGUGGGAGAAAGCUACAUGGCUCAGGCCCUAAACUAACUCAGAACACCUAUCGCCACCCACCCCCAGACCUGGGCUGGGCUGGGCUCUCAAACUGAUCCAGAACUGGAGCUUGAUUUUGCCCAAACAACCUUAAUCCUGGCCACUUGUGGAAAUACAUUGUGGUACAAUUUUAAUUUACAUUGUCACAUACCAUUUUUCCCCGCAGGGCUCCUGCCUCAUUCAGUGCCCAGAAUGGAUGUGUCGGGCAGCCUGAACUAUGGGGGUCUCUAUGUAUGCUGCCGAUUAUAGAAUCUACCCUCUAUUCUUUCCCUGCCCCUUGCCUUCUCUCUCCCACUUGGGUGCCCAGGGUCAUCUGGGGCCACCUACAUCACUUUCCUGAAAGUGCCUUGAAUUGCCAAUGGAGCCAACCCCCAUUUUCUGCCUUUCGCCCUGGCAAGCUCCUGGAAAUUCUGUCCUGACUGGUCUGUGCGUCCCACACCAUUCAUGAUGACAUGCUAGCCCAGCUGCUGAGGAGAGCCCUGCAGAAAGCAAUAGGGGUUAGGGGACAGAAAAUGGAGACCUGUGUCUCAUCCAAAUGCUGUCUGAGCAGAGUCUGCAGUCGGUUCAUUCCGUUUUCAAGCUAGUUCUUUUAAUUGUCAUACCCUCAUUCCAGUGCCAGGGAGGAACAAAUCUCAGGCAGAAGAAUAAAACAAAAGCAGAAAAACUUCUGCCAAUAAAACCCACGUAACAGAUUGAUUGGGAGCAGUUUUAAGCUUAAUCAAAAAGAGCCACUCUUAAAUUGAAAUAAGCGUAUCUACACAGGGAUGUGCAGAGUUUUAACUGAAAGAGCUUAAGUUCCCACCUUAGGUUAAAGGGGUACAAGCCCUCAGUGCAGCCUUGCCAACCCCAAGCGUGCAAAAAUCAUGAGUCCAGCCCCCAAAACAUGAAAUUUGGCUUAAAAAUCCAGUGAUGUUUUAAAAAUAAUACAUUUGAAGUUUUUUAUUUCUUCUGGUUUCUGAGUCUUUAGAGUGCACGUGCUUCACGUUUUCAGACUUUUCCCUGCAACCACGAGGGCUAGAAUCUCCCUUAAAAAAAAGGAAAGAAACGAAAGUUGAGCUUCUUAUUCAGUCUCUUGAUUCUAGCAGCUGGGGCUGGAAAACACCAAAUAUCAUGAGAGCUGCAUUACAUUUUUAAGAGUUGGUAACACUAUAGUUAAAUCUUCUUCUUCAGAUAGAUGCAGCCGUGUAUUCCACAUAGGUGUGUGUGGACCCAGCAGACUGGAGCCUGAGAAAUUUGCCUACCGGUACCUGUAGAGGGUCGUGCUUACACCUCAUGGCCAUAGCCCCUCCCCUGGCUACAUGAAGGUGCAACCCCAACCCUCUCUCAGUUUUUAUUUCUUAGUCAACUGUAACAUCCCAUGUUUAAUUCAUUCUUUUAAACAUUGUCAACACUAUCACCUAACUAGCUUUAUUUGACCUUCUGUAAUUUCUUAGUUGCUUUUGAAAUUCUAUUUUGGCUAAUAAAUGGAUACAUUUACCAUACUUCCCCAGUCUGUAUUUUAGCUGAGGUACAGAUAUAGAAAGAACCUGAGGGCUUGUGUGCUGCUGAAGAGCUAUUCCAAUGGGAGGGGUUCUUCUGACAGCGUAGGCACUCCGCCUCCUCACGUGGCAGUAGCUAGGUCGACAGGAGAAUGCUCCCGUCGACCUAGCGCUGUCUACACCAGGGGCUAGGUCGGUUUAACUGCAUCUCUCAUGGGUGUGGAAUUUUCACACCCCUGAGUGGUGUAGUUAUAUUGACCUAAUUUUGCAGUGUAGUCUAGUAGAUAAUAGGUUAAUUAAAUUAAUUGUCCAAUAUGGUUUAGAAUGUGUAUUUCUUACAUCACGCAUCUUAAUGAGGGAUGAAGUUCAAAGUCUAAUCGUCAAUGCUAAUAUGAAGUGCAGGCAAACAUACUUGUCUUAAACCCAAAUUAGUUAUAUAUAAAAAGCAAGAUUAGUGCAAAACUAAGGCUGCUUGUUUCAGAUGAAUGCAGAGAAGAAAGAUGGCUCAGGGGUUAGGGUCCUAAUCUAGCCCUUGAGAGAGACUGGUUCAAGGUCCUGCUCCACCAUACAUUUUCUGCCUGAACUUGAGAAAGUCACUUGGGCCCAGUUCCACAAAGGUGUUAGGAGCCUAAAUCCCCUUAUGGAUCUGGGAUUCUGGGCCCAUCCGUACAAUGGGGAUCACAGCACUUUCCAACAUCACCGGGGAGUUGUGAAGGGAAAUACAUUAAAGCUUGUGAGGCGCUUGGAUAUUGCACUAAUGGGGACUAUAUAAGCACUUACGAUAGAAGAACUGCAGAAGCUAAGAUUUCUGUAGCAGGGUUUGCUUAGCUAUGUAAAUCUGUAUUUUAUGAUAUAGUGAUGUACAAGCACCAGAAGGGUUAAGGGAGCCUGAGAGUGUCAGGAACCUCAACCUCACUGAUUGCACUUGGGGAGGGUGUGGUCUGGGGAGGGGGGUGGACUUAAAAGAGGAGAGAGAGGCAUUUGGGAGAGGAGAGUACGUAGUGUACUCCCUCCCUCCGGGAAGUGGGAUGAUAGACGGCUAGAGAACCAUAGAAAUGUAGGGCUGGAAAGGACCUCAAGUGGUCAUCAAGUCCAGAUUGAUCUGCUAAGGACCAAGUACACCUAGACCAGCCCUGGCAGAUGUUUGUCCAACCUGUUUUUAAAAAGCUCUAAUGAUGGAGAUUCCACAGCCUCCAUAGGAGGCCCAUUCCAGAGCUGACCUAGCCUUCUAGUUAGAAAGUAUCUCCUAAUAUCUAACCUAAAUCUCCCUUGCUAGAGAUUGAGCCCAUUACUUCUUGUCCUACCUUCAGCAGACAUGGAGAAAAACAGACAGGCUGCCCCUGAGGUGAGCCAGCAGAAGGAUCAGGAGCUGCUGCGGGACCUAGGAAAAGGACCUAGGGGUGACAGUGGACGAGAAGCUGGAUAUGAGUCAGCAGUGUGCCCUUGUUGCCAAGAAGGCCAAUGGCAUUUUGGGAUGUAUAAGUAGGGGCAAAGCGAGCAGAUCGAGGGACGUGAUCGUUCCCCUCUAUUCGACAUUGGUGAGGCCUCAUCUGGAGUACUGUGUCCAGUUUUGGGCCCCACACUUCAAGAAGGAUGUGGAUAAAUUGGAGAGAGUCCAGCGAAGGGCAACAAAAAUGAUUAGGGGGCUGGAACACAUGAGUUAUGAGGAGAGGCUGAGGGAGCUGGGAUUGUUUAGCCUGCAGAAGAGAAGAAUGAGGGGGGAUUUGAUAGCUGCUUUCAACUACCUGAAAGGGGGUUCCAAAGAGGAUGGCUCUAGACUGUUCUCAAUGGUAUCAGGUGACAGAACGAGGAGUAAUGGUCUCAAGCUGCAGUGGGGGAGAUUUAGAUUGGAUAUUAGGAAAAACUUUUUCACUAAGAGGGUGGUGAAACACUGGAAUGUGUUACCUAGGGAGGUGGUAGAAUCUCCUUCCUUAGAGGUUUUUAAGGCCAGGCUUGACAAAGCCCUGGCUGGGAUGAUUUAACUGGGAAUUGGUCCUGCUUUGAGCAGGGGGUUGGACUAGAUGACCUUCUGGGGUCCCUUCCAACCCUUAUAUUCUAUGAUUCUAUGAUUCUAUUCUAUGACCCUGGACCCCUGGGAAGGCAGAAAACUGUCGGACCCUGACUGUGGCAUGGAAUGAGGAUGCUGAUGAUGAAUGAGGCUUGCCUGCGCAGGAACGGGAUGGCCAGACGAGUCUGACUGGGGCUGAGGAUUUAGUUAUGAUUCUCUGGGACGUGUUAAAGGACUCUGUGGUCCCAGACGGGGUCAGACUCUUGAACAUGGCAUGGUCGGAGAGUCAGGCCACCCCUGCGGCCAGCACAGGCUGAAGAACACAAGAGGGAAAAGGAAGCACAACUGCUGCAAUGCCACAUCGAGGUGUGUGUGUGUGUGUGUGUUGGGACAGCAGUUUUGCGGCAGGUCUAUAUUUACAACUGUUAAAAUCAGACUGCAUCUUGAACAAGACAAAUGGUAUGGAAAAUGUUUGAAGGAACCUAAAAGAAUGGUAAUGCAAAAGCUACCUUAGCGGUGUAACUUUCAUGUAGCCCUGCUGAUAUUUUGCAAUGCCUAUGACAGUUGCAUUACAUUUUUGUUCACAUUUAACUUACUGAGAUGAUGUUGAAUCAGUGCUGGAAAUGUAAAAAUGUUAGUGACAAUGGCAAUG
This is a messenger RNA of Caretta caretta (loggerhead turtle), 6470 nucleotides long. Lineage: Eukaryota; Metazoa; Chordata; Testudines; Cheloniidae. The record is from RefSeq and is a predicted model, not a curated record.